AGUAAGUGAGGAAGCAAAAAGAAGGGAGGGAAGCUUGCUUUGUAUUCUGCAGAAGGUUGCAUUCAGAAAUAGAACAUUCAGCAAUCACUGUGGUUUGAAUGCAAUUUAGGAGACCAUAUACGUUCACUUUUAUUAACUCUAUUGCUCUGUAAGAGAGAGAGAUGACAUCUGACUGCUGCUUCUACUUAGUCUUGAUUUUUGGAACAAAUUGAUGUCUCAGGAUUUAAUGGUUCAAUUUUGGGCCAUAGGACUAAGAAGCAAAGGUCUCCCGUUCUAUCUUGGAUGGGCUGUGAAUGACAAACAACCUAUAAAGCAAUAGAGUUAUUCUUUGUACUUCGGAAAAUCAGGAUUCUGGACAUGAAGUUACAUGCCCUCUUGGAUAUUUCCCUUGUGGCAAUAUAACAAAGUGUUUGCCUCAACUACUUCACUGUAAUGGUGUGGAUGACUGUGGUAACCAGGCCGAUGAAGACAACUGCGGUGUUCCUGUGAUAUUUUCUGAUGGACUUGAACAAAAUCCUGGAACACUCACAAAAACACCAUCCCAGUUUUAGAGACCCAAAAAGUUUAGAUAAUUCUGGAGACAACAAUGGAUGGUCUCAGCAACUGGAUAAGUAUUUUGCAAAUUACAAUGAAAGGACUUCGCCAUAUGCUUUAGAGGCAAAGACAUCUGAGUGCUUGGUUGAUUCUGUGCCAGCUAAAUGCCUGUGCCGAGGGCUAGAGCUUGACUGUGAUGGUGCCAAUUUACGCGCUGUCCCUUCGGUCUCUUCAAAUGUAACUCUGAUGUCCCUUCAAUGGAAUCAGAUAAGAAAACUCACAGCUGAUAGUUUCAAGAAGUACCAGGACCUUAAAAAUCUGUAUCUUCAGAAUAAUAAAAUUAGGGCUGUAUCGGAACACGCUUUUAGAGGAUUAUACAACCUAACAAAACUGUAUCUGAGUUACAACAAGAUAACCUUUUUAAAGCCUGGUGUAUUUGAAGAUCUGCACAAGCUUGAGUGGCUGAUAAUUGAAAAUAACAAGAUCAGUCAGAUCUCUCCACUAACAUUUCAUGGACUCAACUCACUUAUUCUCCUAGCACUGUUGAAUAAUUCUCUUGCCCGUUUGCCUGAUAAACCUCUUUGCCAACACAUGCCCAGACUACAUUGGCUGGACUUUGAAGGCAAUCAUAUAUAUAAUUUAAGAAAUGUCACUUUCGUCUCCUGCAACACUCUAACUGUACUAGUGAUGAGAAGAAACAAAAUCAGGUCCUUAAAUGAAAACAGCUUUUCCUCUCUUCAGAAGUUAGAUGAACUAGACUUGGCUAGCAACAAGAUAGAAUCACUUCCACCGUAUCUAUUUAAAGAUUUGAAGGAGCUCUCACAACUAAACCUUUCAUAUAACCCAAUACAGAAAAUACAAACAGACCAGUUUGAUUACUUGUUAAACCUCAAAUCCCUCAGCCUGGAGGGCAUUGAAAUUACAAAUAUCCAAAGAAGGAUGUUCAGACCACUUAGAAAUCUCUCCCACAUAUAUUUUAAGAAAUUUCAGUAUUGUGGAUAUGCCCCUCAUGUACGCAGUUGUAAGCCAAAUACAGAUGGGAUUUCAUCCUUUGAGAAUCUCUUAGCUAGCAUUAUACAGAGAGUGUUUGUCUGGGUUGUUUCUGCAGUCACUUGCUUUGGAAAUAUCUUUGUCAUCUGCAUGCGACCUUACAUCAGAUCCGAGAACAAGCUCCAUGCCAUGUCAAUAAUGUCUCUCUGCUGUGCUGACUGUCUGAUGGGAAUAUAUUUAUUAGUGAUUGGAGCCUUUGACCUUAAAUAUCGUGGAGAAUACAACAAGCAUGCUCAGUUGUGGAUGGACAGCAUCCACUGCCAAUUGGUGGGGUCAUUGGCCAUUCUGUCCACAGAGGUGUCAGUUUUACUGUUGACUUACCUGACUCUGGAAAAGUACAUCUGCAUAGUUUACCCAUUUAGGUAUUUGAAGCCAGGAAAAUGCAGGACAAUUUCUAUUUUGAUUCUCAUCUGGGUUAUUGGCUUUGUGAUUGCUUUUAUUCCACUGAGCCACAAGGAAUUUUUCAGAAACUACUAUGGUACCAAUGGGGUCUGUUUCCCUCUUCAUUCAGAACAGGCAGAAAGUACAGGAGGCCAGAUUUAUUCUGUUGUUAUUUUUUUAGGUGUAAACUUGGCAGCUUUUAUCAUCAUUGUGUUUUCCUACGGAAGUAUGUUUUACAGUGUUCACCGAACAGCCAUCACAGCAACUGAAAUCCGGAAUCAUAUUAAAAAAGAAAUGACCCUUGCUAAACGCUUUUUCUUCAUUGUUUUUACUGAUGCAUUAUGCUGGAUUCCCAUCUUUAUUUUGAAAUUACUCUCUUUACUUCAGGUAGAAAUACCAGGUACUAUAACCUCCUGGGUGGUGAUUUUUAUAUUGCCCAUAAAUAGUGCUUUGAAUCCUCUUCUCUACACUCUCACCACGCGACCUUUCAAAGAAAUGAUUCAUCGGGUCUGGUAUAAUUACAAACAAGGAAGAUCCAUAGGAAGCAAAAGCAGUCAGAAAAUGUACGGCCCCUCAUUUAUCUGGGUAGAGAUGUGGCCAAUGAAAGAGAACACAACGGACUUAACAAAGCCUGCAAUUUAUACAGACUCCUCUGAAACAUCAGUAACCAUACACUCCACAAGACUGAAUUUAUACAGAUAAAUAUGUGUUUUGAACAGUCAUAGUAAAAUGUGCACAGUCAUCUUCAGAUAUGGACUUUCUGUUUUAUAGCAGUAAGGAAAAAGGGAACAGCUGUAACAUUGAUUCACACCAGUGAUGGCCAAGAAGUCAAAUCAGAAAAGGACAACUGAUUGAACUUAACAUUACAUCCAUUUUUGAAGAACCUUAGGGAGUAGUAGCCAUAGGAAAAAAUAUUUUUGCUAAUAAAAUUCCACUAGCAGUCCAAUUUAUUUUUUCAUUUUGAUGGGCAGGUAAGUCAAAAAGAUUAAGACAAUCAAUUUGUACCUUUUCUAAGUUCUAAAAUGUAAUUCAUAUGCAUUCAAUUGUUAGAUGACCAGAUUGCUAGCAAUAUAAAAGUUCACUCUGAAUGGCUAUGCAGCUUCCUAAACUUUAGUCAUUUGCAGUAUUUUUCUGAAGAACUACUCAUAUCAAGCCGAGGGCCCUGGACACACAAAAUUAUUCAGAUUUAGGAAUACUUUAAAAAGAUAUAAUGUUGAGCUAUGUUUUGGGGGAUUUCAAGUGGAGCAAUCAAGCAGAUUCUUCUGUAUAUGUAUGUCAGGUUUGAUUUUUAAGGCACUUUUUUAAAUAAUGAAAGAAAGGAGUACUGAGUAAGGAGACUUUCAGUAACUGGUUUGUGGCCAGCUGAGUUCCCAAGAUGACACAGCUGGUGAAAUGCUUUUCUGCAUUUACACUUUGAAGCUUUGUUAAAAAAAGCAAAAAGGUAUUUUUAAUGUUUGCACUCAACUUCUUAAAAGAUACAAGAAGUAGACUAUAGUGUGACUCACACAUUACUGUUUACAAAGCUUUGGAAUAUGUUAGAAUCAAAUACAGAGCAGAUGUGUACCAUAUUUCCACUACUGUAUAUAUUGAUUUAUUUAGAAUAAAGAUUUACCUGUGGAUCAAACAGAUUGUUUUCCUUUUGAUGAAAACAGUAAACACCCCAUAUUUCAUUUUACAUCUUCACUUAAUACUCUGUAUAAUGCAGAAUGUCUAACAUGACCUUUACUCCACUUUGAAAGCAUCAAAUUCAGUAGCUAAACAAUACUGACAGCCUUCUUUACGCUGACAGAUGGAAGAGAAAAGCUGCAGUAAUUAUCUGUUGAAUAGUUGUUCUAAUUGCUUUUAUUCUUUAGGUAAAAAAGUAAGAUUUUCUUGAAGAGUAGGGCGUCUAGAAAUAGCAAUCAAUAACUUCUCAGUCAUGGCACACCACUACACUUUUCGGAACUGAGUUGGCAAGCUACAGUACUGCUUUUUUCAAGCAUUUCUGGGAACAGUAACUAUGAUCCAGGUAUUUACUAGGUAUGUGAAGGGUUAACGGGUGAGGCUUACUGGUUACUGUUAAUUGGUGGGACCUGCUCCAACCUCACAGGGCCCACCACAGGCGAGAGUUACUCCAGCCCAGCUGCAGCGGCCCCCCUCUCCCCACCUCCAUUUAAUUGAUUAACCGGUUAAAUGAAGUUUAACUGGUUAACUAAUUAAAAGGGAUUUUACAUCCCUAAUAUUUACCACAAAUUAGAGAUCUUUUAUAUAGUAGGUUCCGGUUUACAUUGGUAUGCAAGAUUAUAAGGUUUGAAUCACAGCCCUAUGGCCAAUUAAAUGGGAGGCAUGCACAACAAGUUCUAAAAUAGCAUAUUAUCUCAAAGAUUACAGUAUAUGGAGAAUUAGCACAAGUGCCAUCGAAACUGAAAGGUAUAUUUCAAAAAGUAAAUGAACUUUUUAAUACAUAAUACAGCUGAGCUUAUAUAAUAAGAAAAUAUAUAGUUUAAGGAUACAAUAAGGCACUAUAAAUAGAGUUUAGUAACUGAAAUACAUAAAAAGAUCAGCUGUAGAAGGGUUUGAAAUGUUAAAAUCUGUAAAAAUGCAACUAUGUAUUAAAAAAUGGCUAAGAUGAUUGUCACUGUAGAGAAGGAGCUGGGCUAUACUCUUAAGUGACAGACCAAGUUCUAGACUUAGUUCCAUCUAUAUUAAUCUCCUGUUAAAUUGCACAGUAAGGAUGAAGUUUGUAUAGGUAUAAGUAAGGGCAGAAAGAGCUGCACAAAUAGUCUAGUUCUAAGUUCCCUCUAAAUUACAUAGCUGCACAAUUUACUAUUAAGCUUCACGUAGAGACGUAGCACUAAAGCAGAGAGAACCAUCUCUCUUUGACCCCUGAAACUGCCAGGGACAGAGAGAGAUGCCCCUCUCUGUCAGCUCCAGCAUGGAGCUUCCAAAGACAGCAGAGAAAUGCCCCUCUCUAUGGGCCCCAGCAUGGAGCUGCCAGGGAUAGCAGACAGGCACCCCUCUCCAUGGGCCCCAAUACAGAGCUGCUGAGGCUGGGGAAAAGAGUCCCUUCUCACUGUCCCUAGCAGGGAGAUGCCUAGGAAAAUCUAAGCCCCUGCUUUACCUUAAGCCUCCCUUCAGCCCUGAGCAACCUCCUGCAUCCCAAAACCCAUACUCCCAGCCCAGAGCCUGUACCUCCUCCUGCACUCGAACCUCCAACCUAAAACCCCUUCCCAAACAUGGAGUGCCCUUCCUGCUCUCCAUACCCAUCAUGCCCAGCCUCAUUCCAAAGCCUGCACCUCAGCCAAAGCCCUUGCACCCAACCCUUUAUCCCAGCCAGUAUUUCCUAUAAGUCAAGUGCUUGGGCAGCUGCCAAGGAGAUAUUCAAAUGCCACCCACCUGAUUAGCAGAGCACUCAGAGCCAGCAGCAUGCAUUUCUACUAGUGUGCACAUA
Messenger RNA from Pelodiscus sinensis (Chinese soft-shelled turtle), 5395 nucleotides. The record is from RefSeq and is a predicted model, not a curated record. NCBI's taxonomy places the organism in Eukaryota, Metazoa, Chordata, Testudines, Trionychidae.